AUUAGCGGGGACAGCGAGGCGAAGCUGCGGAAUCUCUUUCUCGACGCCCUCGCCGCCGCGCCGAGCAUGGUUUUUAUUGACGAGAUCGACACCAUCGCGGGGCGGCGGGAGGAGGCCUCGCGCGGGAUGGAAAGCCGGCUGGUGGCCCAGCUUUUGACCUGCAUGGACCGCCUCGCGCAGGCCUGGCGGACGGCCCACAAGGUCGUCUGCGUGAUGGGCGCGACGAACCGCGCGGAGGCCCUGGACAGCGCCCUCCGCCGCGCCGGGCGCUUCGACCGCGAGAUCGCCCUCGGGAUCCCGUCUUUGGACGAGCGCGUGAGUAUUCUUCGCCGGCUCUGCGAGACGCUGAACCUCGCCGGGGAUGUAGACUUUUUCGAGCUGGCGACCCUCACCCCGGGCUACGUCGGGGCGGACCUGCACCUGCUGAUUAAGGAGGCCGGCAUCCUCGCGAUCCGGCGGAAGUACCGCGAGCUCCAGGCCCACGCCGACGCCGGCGAGCCCGAGGGGGUGGGCGAUUCCGGCGAUUGGGCGGCCUCGGCCCUCGGCGACGGCGGGGCGGACCUGAGCGGCUUUUGCGUCACCUUCGACGAGUUCAAGGCCGCGACGCGGCGGGUGCAGCCGUCGGCGAUGCGCGAGGGCUUCACGACGGUCCCGGACGUGAGUUGGGCCGACGUCGGCGCCCUCGAGGACGUCCGCGCGGAGCUGCUGACGAGCGUCCUGCAGCCCAUCCGCGCCCCCCGCCUGCACGCGCGCUUUGGGCUGGAUGGCCCUGUAGGGGUCCUGCUCUACGGCCCCCCGGGCUGCGGGAAGACGCUCGUCGCCAAGGCGAUCGCGAACCAGUCCGGCGCGAACUUCAUCUCGAUCAAAGGCCCGGAGCUGCUGAAUAAGUUCGUGGGGGAGAGCGAGCGCAGCGUGCGCGGGGUCUUCGCGCGCGGCCGGGCCAGCGCCCCGUGCGUGCUCUUUUUCGACGAGCUCGACGCCCUCGCCCCCCGCCGCGGCUCCGACCGCGCGAACCCGAGCAGCGAGCGCGUGGUGAACCAACUCCUGACGGAGCUCGACGGGGUGGAAGGGCGGCGGGGGGUCUACGUCAUCGGGGCGACGAACCGGCCCGACAUGAUCGACCCCGCGAUGCUGCGGCCCGGGCGGCUGGAUAAACUCCUGUACGUCGCCCUGCCGUCGCCCGGGCAGCGCGGGGCGAUCCUGCGCACCCAGGCCCGGCGCUACCCCGUCGACCCCCACGUCGACCUCCAGGCCCUCGGCGAGGACGACCGGCUCGAGGGCUUCAGCGGGGCCGACCUCGCGGCCCUCGUCCGCGAGGCCUCCCUGACGGCCCUCAAGGCCGUCUACGCCGCCCGCUCGACCGCCGCGCUGGAGGAGCUCGAGCGCGACCUCUCCGGGCAGUCCCUCCAGGACGCGGCCCUCCCGGCCAUCCAUCUGAGCGACUUCGAGGAGAGCCUGCGGAAGGUCCGGCCCUCCGUCUCCGCGCUCGACCGCGCGAGCUACGAGUCCCUCCACCGGAAAAUCCAACAAUCGAGCUAA
This is a messenger RNA of Phytomonas sp. Hart1, 1539 nucleotides long. The record is from the annotation of a GenBank genome assembly. NCBI's taxonomy places the organism in Eukaryota, Euglenozoa, Kinetoplastea, Trypanosomatida, Trypanosomatidae.